Messenger RNA from Psammomys obesus (fat sand rat), 4194 nucleotides. It is a transcript of the gene Tef, whose product is annotated as TEF transcription factor, PAR bZIP family member. The record is from RefSeq and is a predicted model, not a curated record. NCBI's taxonomy places the organism in Eukaryota, Metazoa, Chordata, Mammalia, Rodentia, Muridae. The transcript is spliced from 4 exons. Gene Ontology annotation, biological process: regulation of transcription by RNA polymerase II. The coding region runs from base 70 to 975 and encodes 301 amino acids. Gene Ontology annotation, cellular component: nucleus. Gene Ontology annotation, molecular function: DNA-binding transcription factor activity, RNA polymerase II-specific; RNA polymerase II cis-regulatory region sequence-specific DNA binding.
CGAGCCGCUCCGGCCCAUCUCGGGGUGCGGGCGGGGGAGGCGAGGCGCACGAGUCGGGCGCGGGGCACGAUGUCCGACGCGGGCGGCGGGAAGAAGCCGCCUGUGGAGCCUCAGGCGGGGCCGGGCCCGGGCCGUGCUGCUGGGGAACGGGGCCUGUCGGGCUCCUUCCCUCUGGUCCUGAAGAAGCUGAUGGAGAACCCCCCGCGCGAGACGCGCCUCGAUAAGGAAAAGGGGAAGGAAAAGCUGGAGGAAGACGAGUCUGCAGCAGCCAGCACCAUGGCCGUGUCUGCCUCCCUUAUGCCGCCCAUCUGGGACAAGACCAUCCCCUAUGAUGGCGAGUCUUUCCACCUAGAGUACAUGGACCUGGAUGAGUUCCUGCUGGAGAAUGGCAUCCCUGCCAGCCCCACCCACCUGGCCCAGAACCUGCUGCUGCCUGUGGCAGAGCUUGAAGGGAAGGAGUCUGCCAGCUCUUCCACAGCAUCUCCACCAUCCUCCUCUACUGCUGUCUUUCAGCCCUCGGAAACCGUGUCCAGCACAGAAUCAUCCUUGGAAAAGGAGAGAGAAACUCCAAGUCCCAUCGACCCCAACUGUGUGGAGGUCGACGUGAACUUCAAUCCUGACCCUGCUGACCUGGUCCUCUCUAGUGUGCCAGGUGGGGAGCUUUUCAACCCUCGGAAGCACAAGUUUGCAGAGGAAGACCUGAAGCCCCAGCCCAUGAUCAAAAAAGCCAAGAAAGUCUUUGUCCCUGAUGAGCAGAAGGACGAAAAAUAUUGGACAAGGCGUAAGAAGAACAACGUGGCAGCCAAGCGCUCUCGGGAUGCCAGGCGCCUGAAGGAGAACCAGAUCACUAUCCGGGCAGCCUUCCUGGAGAAGGAGAACACAGCCCUGCGGACGGAGGUCGCUGAGCUUCGCAAGGAGGUGGGCAAGUGCAAGACCAUCGUGUCCAAGUAUGAGACCAAGUACGGGCCCUUGUAACCUGUGCCCCUUGCCCCGCAGGGCACUGCCUGUACCUCAGACCUCUGCCUGGGGCUUCCUGGACCCCACACUCGUGUGGAGACUUAGGACUCUUCAUGGGCACAUGGUGGCGUACCUGCUCUAGGAGCACUCACGUCUCAGCUUCAUUAUAACAUGGCCAGCACACGUGGGGACUUCCCCAGGGGACCAGGGUCCUCUGAUGGGGGACACGAGCAAAUCUACGUAGACGGGUAAACGGCCCAAGUUUCUCUUCUUGGAUGUACAAGCUGAAUCAGAAGGGGACCUCCGGAGUCCAGGUUUCUCUUUUACAGAGUGCUCAGGCUUUCCUAGCCUUCCCUCAGUCUCUAGUCUGGACUGACAAGGGCUGUCUACAGAAUGAGUCAUGAUUAUUGUCAUCCUAAUGUCGUCUCAGGUAGCAGGUGCAUUUCCACUUGGGGUGUGUCCGUCAUGCACCUCACCCUCCCCAGAAAAAUCUUUAAGAGAAACAUUCAUUCCCAUCUGUCUCGGAGCCUGGACACGUUAAUACUCCUGUUGGUGUAUGCAGGUGGUGGACAUAGGAGUGGGAUCUCUGCAUAGCCUGGAAUUGGGGUGGGGUUUGGGGCUUGCCAUAGAAGUGCAUCCAGCCAUUCUUAGCUCCUACAUCCCUUUUGUCUUGUGGCUCUCAGGCCCGAAGCAGCCCUGAGAUCAGCUCCCUGUACAUCCCACUUGGUAUGGAAGAAAAAUUUCAGGAUGGCUGUCUCUGGCUCUUAAUUGCCAGCACCUAGGGAGGCCUUUGUAUCUCCAGGCCAUUCUAGAGGCUCCUGAUCUCCACUAGGCUAACCUGUGGUUAUUUUCACCCAGUAACCUUUCUCAGAUCUUAUGUUUAAAAAGGAACCCCAUCACCUAGGACUCUUGACCCUCCUGGCCCCAGUAUAGCACUUCUGCAUGGUGUUCAGGGAACUGACCUCUAUAGCCUCCUGUUGUGGGCAGAGUGAGGCUUGUCUCUUGGGAAGCUCCAUGGGUUCUUUACUGUGGCUUACCAGUGUACCCCAGGCCAGAAUCCAGUCUCUCUGAAGGCAGAAGAGGGCCUCUCACUUUGCAGAUUAGAACCCCUCCCAUGAGUGUCAGCAGGGCGCCUCCUAGGAGCUGUACUUGCCGAAGUCACAGUACAGUUCUCAUGGGACGGCAGGCGCUGGAGACACUUACACCGGCCUGUGGUCCCUCGGGAGUCAAGGGCUGCUCACAUAGGUCUGACCAGGGCUGGAGUGGUUCCUGCAGCUUUGGCUCCCUCUGCGUCACAGCUGCACCUUUCUCUUCUGUUUGGCUAAACUUGUCCUCUUGCUCUGCCCAGAGGAUUGACAGAGAAAUUGUGGAACCCUCUGCUCACGUGGGUCAGUUAGGGCAUCUUCCAGGAGGGUGUGUUUAUUUGCUCAGGGCUGGCAGCCUACGGAAGGAGACAGAGGUGGUGAGGGUGCUUUCUCAUACUUAACACUGGCUUUAUUUUAAAUGGGGCCCCAAUCUUUCAAGACUUUUCAUAAUGAUGUUAAGACCAGGGCAAACUGCCUACUGGCCAUGGACUGCAGCCAGGCGAUGCCCUACCCCUCCUGGGACCUGCAUACCACUUUUAGGGGAACUUGACAAAGGUCCCUGAGGCCAAGGGAGGUCUCUCUCCUACUAGGCCCCUGACUUUGACUUUGUGGUUCUGUAGGAACCGUGUGCACACUUUGUCACCCUGUUGUAACCACAAAGGGCAGUUGCACCCAGCAUGCCAGUGUCCUGCCCGGGCUGCCUGCCUCCUACCCACUUGGUACUUUCUCUGGGCUGGCUGUUCACCCAGAGGCAGUUCUCAUUUCGUGAUUGGUGGUCAAGCCUUGAGCUAAAAAGCUCUUCGUUUUCUUCGGCUAGAAAAUGUAAGGUUUGUGUUUUUUAAGUUUUAGUUUUAAGGAAUGGAUACUUAUCUUUGGAUGCCAUCUGUGUUCUGACCCCAGUGGGUGGGGUGGGGCUUACUGUCUCCCCUUGGCCCCACCUUCUGCCUUGUGGUGCCCUCCUUUCCUUCCAGAAGUCAGGGGCAGUGGUCUGGCUCCUCAAGUGCUUACUUGGAAACAAUGUGGCUGCUUCCUUCUUGGAGGAGUCUUUUGAAUGAAAAGCGGCAGGGACCAGAAGGAGCAUGCCUGGAUGUUGACAUCUUGGAGGAAAAAAGAGUUCACAUAAGCUUGGCUCCUCUGUUGGCCUCGGGACCCAAGGCUGCACAGAAAGAGUUGAUCUCUGUUGUUUGUCUUGCCAUGAAAGUCCCUUGAGCCCUUCUAGGAGCUGACAGUUGAAUCCUGAAGCUCCUGCACGCAGAUCUUUGAAUUCUCCUAAAGAGUGACAGGCUCAAGAAGCCAGCUUCUGUUUGGCUUUCCAUGGAUUUGAUUUGCCUUGGGAUGAGACGUGCUGUCACUUCCUAAAUGUGCUGUCCUCAGCUGUGGCAGCCUCAUUGCGACCUCAGAAAGACGCAUGAAUGAGCCAGAACGCUGCAGGAAUGUACAUUCAAGAGAUGUCUAGAUAAAGAACUACGUUUGGAGAGAACCACCCUGCGGAGGACCUGCCUGAGCCACCUCAUCCUCGUCCCAGAGGCUGAGCUCUGCAGGUCUGGCUCCUUUGGCUGGGGACAGCACUAGGCAGUGAACCUGACCCCCGGUCCACACUCCCUGUGAGAGGGUGCUGUGGUCUGCUUUCCACUCAGGCAGCUCCUCCAGUCCUCCAGCCUGGGGGAAGAUGUGAAGCUCUCCAGGGGCCCUGAGAGGUGUGCUCCGUGUAAGAGGGGCCGUGGGGCUCCUGGCUUCCAGGGCACAUCCCCACCCACAGCUUCUUUAACAUCUGUUGAUUAAGUGCAAUAAAUUUUUCUAGAAAAAGGCAAAGAUGAUUUCCAGGUAGAGAUUGCUGUCUUUUGAUGUUGGGAUGCCAGAACGCCACUUGGUUUUAUUUUUCUAAGUGCAUGUGAUUGGUCGAGUGUGUGGGGCUCUGCACCCUCCCUGGGAGCCGCAUUCCGGCGACCCUCUCCCUACCUUUCUUGGGGGAAAGAGGCCAGGAGAAAACCCGUGUCCCAGCUGCAGAGGUGGAAGCAGGCAGCAGCCCAUUGGCCUUAUGUGUGUGUGUGCCUGUGCGAGUGUGCCCCUGCUGGUGGGCCAGAGUGAUGUGGCAGGGAGGGAAGUUGGGAAUGUAUCCUUUUCAAACAAAAUUAAAUAUUUUGAGACGAGA